AUACAACACAACAGAAGCCCCCACCCCCUCAUCACCUUUGAAUUGAACCCCCUCCAGUCUAAAUUCUUGCAGUUUUCCACUCUCUCUCAACUUCAGAGUCUCUCAAAAAUGGCAGUGGCCUUUAGAUUCCCUCUCUUCUGCAUGUUUUUUGCUUUUUCCGCAGCAGUUUUCGUCUCCGCUGCAGGCCAUUCGGCCCCGGCCCCGGCGGUGGAUUGCUCGAGUCUGGUCUUGAACAUGGCGGACUGUUUGUCUUACGUGACGGCGGGAAGCACGUCGAAGAAGCCGGAGGGCACGUGCUGUUCGGGGCUCAAGACUGUGCUCAAAACCGACGCGGAGUGCCUUUGCGAGGCGUUUAAGAACAGCGCGCAGUUGGGGGUCACUCUGAAUGUGAGCAAGGCGUUGGGGCUGCAUGCUGCCUGCCAUGUUUCUGCACCUUCCAUUAGCAACUGCGGCCUAAGCACUGGCAUUGGCGCUGCCCCAGCUCUUUCUCCAUUGGCACUGUCUCCAAGCUCCAUUGCCGGGGCUCCAACCACCGGCAUUGGAGCUAAUGAAGCUGCUCCAGCACCAGCUCCUGGUAGCUCAGGUUCCUCCACACUGACCACCUCCAUCGGGUCGUUCGUGCUUACCAUGGUUGCUGCUGUAUCGUUUGCCUUGUUCUGAGAGCGUAUGGCGGUCCUUUUUUUCUGAAAUUGGUCUAUUCUCGUGUGAUUAAUUCUAGUGAUGUUGCUUAUUUAGUAAGAGUUAAAUUGUGUUGCUAGUCCUUUUAGAUUAUAUAUGUCGAGAGCACAGGUACAUAGAGCCGAUCUGGGCUACUUCUUGUUAGUGUUGGAGAUGAGACUUUGUGCUGACUGCUGUAUGCACGAUGGAUGUUUGAUUUACUUAUUAUACUCUUAGCAUCC
Messenger RNA from Sesamum indicum (sesame), 899 nucleotides. RefSeq names its product non-specific lipid transfer protein GPI-anchored 31. Gene Ontology annotation, molecular function: lipid binding. The record is from RefSeq and is a predicted model, not a curated record. Gene Ontology annotation, biological process: lipid transport. NCBI's taxonomy places the organism in Eukaryota, Viridiplantae, Streptophyta, Magnoliopsida, Lamiales, Pedaliaceae.